AUGAUCUCUAAAAUUAACCAACAGCAAGCUGAAGAGAAUGAAGAGUUUUUUGAUGCUUUUGAGACUCCAUUAGAUCUCGAAAAAGCCUCCACAAGCAUAUUCUCUCGAGAUUCUUUCAGACAUCCGCUUGGAAAAUCAAUAACUUCAAUCUCAGAUUUAAGAGACUCAGGAUCACUACACGAAAGCGUUUUCCACACAAUUGGUCAUACUGUUGACAAGCCCAAAGUUAGGUCUUUUUCACUUAAAAGAGGCACUAAUAAGAGUGAUUUACCUACAAAAUUGAGAUCAGAAAUAAUUGAGCCAGCCAGUUUUUCAAAUUUCCACUUACUCAUUUUUUAUUUGAUUGUUUUCUAAAAAAAAUAAUUUUUAAUAAAAAAUAAAGUCAUAUGCAGAAAAGUUAGCCCAAGAGAUCAAUAUUGUAGGAGAAUCUAAAACUGAAGUUUGAAUCCUCAAAUUUAGUCAAAAUUCUAACUCCCCCCCCCCCCCCCCUCCGUGAGCGAACAAAACCAUUAGAAAAAAAUCACCAUUUUUUGACCAAAAACCCACCCUCCGUGAGCGAACAAAAAUUUUUUUUAAUAGAAAAAAAUUUUAAUGGAAAAAAAUUUUGAUAUAUAAGUGAUAAUUAGUAUAAUGAAAUCUAGAGCUAAUUCUGUUUAAUUUUAAACAAAUUGCGUUUUUAAAACAUAAAUUUUGCAAAUUAAAUUAAUAUUUUGCUUCCCAAUUUUUGCAAAUUAGGAUUUUUUUAAAUUUCGAAAAAAUAUUUUUUAUAAAAUUUAUAUAUAAAUUUGUUUUUAAAAAAAAAAAUUAACCCCCCUCCGUGAGUGAACAAAAUUUUUUUGUUCGCUCACGGAGGGGGGGGGGGGGGGGAGUAAGCAUCUUGCUAUAACAGGCGACUCUGGUAUAAUUUCUAUCUACGAUCUGAAUAUUGAUCUCUCUAAUAAAAAUGAAUUGAUUAAUCCAACCCCAUCCUUAAUAUUGAAUCAUCAUACAGACAAAGUUACCGACAUUAGCUGAAACCAGGAUGGUCUUUUGUUAUCAUCCUCAUUAGACUCUACUGUAAAAUUAUGGAGAAAUAGCGAAAAUCCUGUUAUGACAUUUAUACACCCUUGCCCUGUUCAUUCUGUCUGUUUUCAUCCUAUGGUUCCAGGAUAUUUUGCUAUAAUUCAUGCAUCAUAAUAGAUCGCUAUGUCCCAGCAAAAUACCGACCAGAAAAACUAUGGCUCAAGAUCCCUGGCUUAUGCAGUCUAAGUCUGACUAGGCAUCUUAAACCUUAAAAAGAGAUUUUUAAUUUUAAUUUUACUUUUCAAUAAAGCUGGUAAAUGAAAAUUCAUUUUAAAAAAUAAAAUGAAUCGUCAAUAAUGAUCUAAAAAAAUUCGAUUGGUAUACAGCAGGGCAUGAUCGUAUAAUAAGGAUUGUAAAUAUAUCAACAAGUCAAGUAGAAGCGAAUUAUAAGGCUAGCAAUGAUAUUUAUGUAAUUAAAUAUUCCCCACAAGGAGAAUUCCUUGCAGCAGGACUAUCUCAUGGAAGAGUGAUUUUUUACCAGAGCCCUAGCUUUGACUUAAAACUGAGGUUUCAUUCUAUAUUAAAAUCCAGAAACCAUUCAGGAUUCAAACGAUUUGGCAAAAAAGUCACAGGACUAGAAUUUAUGGAUAAUGAUGUGAUUCUUAUAACGACAAAUGACUCAAGAUCCCGGCUUUUUCAAUAUAAAACAGGGAAUUUAUUACAAAAAUACAAAGGGGCGGUUAACUCUAAGCAUCCAAUUUCAGCAAAUUUUUCUUCAGAUUUUAAUCAUAUUAUAUGUGGGUCUGAAAAAGGGAAAUUUGUGAUAUGGAAAACUAUGGGAGAAAAUGAAUUAAAACAUCCUGAAAAAAAUAAUAAUUUUGAAAUUUUUCAAGCAAGAAAUGAAAAAUUGUCUGAAUUUUCAAUUUUUUCUCCGAAAAGAAUUGUAUCAAUAGCAAAUUCAAAAUUUACUGCAAAAGAAGUCAGUGAAGUGAUUUUUACAAUCGGCUCUCACAAGGCUUUAAAAAUCUUUUAUUAUUUUAAUUAA
This is a messenger RNA of Blepharisma stoltei, 2047 nucleotides long. The record is from the annotation of a GenBank genome assembly. Lineage: Eukaryota; Ciliophora; Heterotrichea; Heterotrichida; Blepharismidae.